UCUCUCUCUGCGUUCCUCAAUAUCUGCUACCGCGAGGCCGAUCGGCCGUCCUGGGUUCUCGACGGAAUGCAGUAAGUCAAUCUCCUCACUGGUGGCGUAUCUCGUGACUACGGCGCGCAGGGGCGGUGUUUGUGAUAAGUCCUCCCUUGUUCUGGCCUGUAUCAAGCGGGCGGGCGAAGCUCCUUCUUUCGUUGCUUUGAGGCCGCUCGAUGUGUGUGAUUAGUCCUUUGGAGUUCUUGGCUGGAUUGGGUGGUCGAGGCUCCUCAUUUCGUCGUUUCGAGGCCUCUCUGAGUGUUUGCGAUAAGUCCUUCCGUGUCCUUGGCUGGGCCGGGUGCGCGAGGCUACUCAUUUCUUUGUCUCGAGGCGCGCAGGAGGCUCGGGACGAGGGACUUCCCUUCUAUUUUCGGAGACAGCGGAGUUCAGGUUCGGAUUCCUCAUCGGCGGCGGGGAUGGCGUUGGCAACUCCGUGCAGAAUCUGUUGGCUUGCCUCUACCGGACUCAGCUCGGUAGCCGUUCUUGCUUCAUCGGCACUACGUGGAGCAAAGUGAUCGAGGGGCCAACGGUUGAGCACAGGGAUUGAGGGUUGUGACGGCCAGUGCCUCUGCAAAGUGGACAUCAAACCGUGGGCUUUAUCCACGAAGAAAUGAUCUAAGAGGCGAGAGCAGCAAAGUGGACAUCUUCUGGGAUUUGUCUGCUGCCAAGUUUGGGAUGGGAACUCAGCCAUUGGAAGGUUACUAUGUCACUGUCUUCUUUGAUCUUCAGAUGGUCCUCCUGCUCGUCGAUCUGGCCAAGGAGGCCCACAAUAAAACUACAGCGUGAACCUCUGUAUUCAAAUGUGGUUUUGGUGGCCAUGAGGGAACCUAUAUAUGGGAAGACGGUCCGACAAUGGACAAAUUCAUCAUGUUGCAAUUGGGUCAAGCUAUUUGUGUGGGAAUUCCAUGGAAACCAGGCAAUCCUGGUUGACAUCCUUCCCCAUAGAGGGUUUCAGACAAUUCCAAUUUCAAGGCGUUGGCUUUUCAUUGAUGUUACAUGCUUCAAUAAACAAGAGGAUGGAAAUGGACUUCCACCUGAGCCUAAAGCAGACUGAGGGUUGUUUACUCUCCUUUUCUGCUCAACCUGCAUUCAACCACCACCAAUGAGCCAAUAAUAUACCCACCUUCACUUCUCCUGCAGAUGGGGUGGCUCCAAUCCCUCUUCUCCCCACUGAAGAAGCUGUGGAUUCGCCUGCAUUCUGCACAUAAAAAGAAGAGAGGGAUCUACAUCCUCUAUGAGGAUGUCAAGUCAUGCCCAUAUGAAGACGUGCAUGUCCUCUGGUCGAUCCUCAUGGAAUCGCAUGCGCCACAGUUGCAAUUGAAGCAAUGAGGGUUUGUUUCCUUAGGGCCUCAGAGAAGAAGGGACUCGAAGAGAUGAGCACCAUGGUUUUGAUGUACAGUAGAACAUACAAGUAUGUGUUUAACGCCUCUCCUUUGUAGUCAUAUAAUACCUGUUUGUAAGUGUGAUGAACUCUGUAGGCAAUUUUUUGUACCCUUUUUGCUUGUAUACUUUCUUUGCUUGUGUACACAUGUAUUCAAGUAGAUCAACAAAGAAGAAAAAGACUGAACGAAUG
Messenger RNA from Musa acuminata subsp. malaccensis (wild Malaysian banana), 1606 nucleotides. RefSeq lists its product as uncharacterized. The record is from RefSeq and is a predicted model, not a curated record. Lineage: Eukaryota; Viridiplantae; Streptophyta; Magnoliopsida; Zingiberales; Musaceae.